Poeciliopsis prolifica (blackstripe livebearer) is the source of this 8679-nucleotide messenger RNA. It is a transcript of the gene slc9a1a, whose product is annotated as solute carrier family 9 member A1a. Lineage: Eukaryota; Metazoa; Chordata; Actinopteri; Cyprinodontiformes; Poeciliidae. The record is from RefSeq and is a predicted model, not a curated record. The transcript is spliced from 14 exons. Gene Ontology annotation, molecular function: sodium:proton antiporter activity. Bases 552 to 2930 code for a protein of 792 amino acids. Gene Ontology annotation, cellular component: membrane. Gene Ontology annotation, biological process: proton transmembrane transport; sodium ion transport; regulation of pH.
CCAGUAAAACCUCCGCGAAAGGGUGUGCGUUUUGAAGGUUGUAUGAAGCUAUAAUAUGAAGGGAGACACGACGAGUCACUCUAGAAGAUCCUGUAAUCGAAGCAGCGUUCACCAAAUGUGUUUCCCUCAAUUCCCUCUCAGCUCAGCUUCCCCGGUGACAACCAAAGUGUCCUUUCUCGAAAAACAGUGAAGAUGCCGCUGAGACGGAUAUUACCUGAAAGUUUGAAUACCUGUGAUGCGCAGUAAAAAUGCGUUGUGAAAGCUGGGCUGGUUCCCUUCAAGGUCAGAAUCUGAGCAACGCCGCCGCCUCACGGACGAACAGCUUCAGGAGACGAAGAGGAAGAACGGGCGCAAAGGAGGAGAAGGGUAUGCGGUUGUCUCUUUUGCCUGCAUUCAGCAUCAGCAGUGACAUUUCUUACUAAAGACGCUGAUGGACACCAAAAAAGAGAGGGUGAACUUGUAAAACACGUCUGUCCGGAAGUGGUCUGCUACAGCAUUGGUUAUUGAGGGUAGUUUCUUGUUUUUUUUUUCUUUCAACAAUAUUUUCGAGGAUGGCAACGCGAGGUCGCAGUGGCUUCGGUCGGAGUUUACCGGAGCAAGGACUGCUCCUGCUGGCGAUACUGGUGCUGCUGGAUGGCACCGUGAUGACCCUCGAAGCAGAAGUCUCCUCCGAAACCGACACCCAUGAAGGGAAGAACAACAUAACCAAGAAGUUAUUCCCCGUCCUCGGCAUCAAGUACGAGGAAGUCAGUAUCCCCUUUGAAAUUUCACUGUGGGUGCUUCUGGCCUCUUUAAUGAAAUUAGGUUUCCAUCUGAUUCCUCGUCUAUCAAAUGUCGUGCCAGAGAGCUGCCUGCUAAUAACUGUUGGCCUGCUAGUCGGAGGAAUCCUCAAGCUAACUCGAGAUGAGGUCCCACCAGUCCUAAGCGACCAAAUUUUUUUCCUCUGCCUCCUGCCCCCCAUCAUCCUGGAUGCUGGGUACUUCUUGCCUAUCCGACCAUUUGUGGAAAACAUUGGCACAAUCCUGAUGUUUGCUGUUGUGGGAACUUUAUGGAACGCCUUUUUUGUCGGAGGUCUGAUCUAUGCUGUUUGUCAGCUCGCACAAGACAAUUACAGCAAAAUCAAUCUCAGCGACAUUGGGAUUCUGCCUUGUCUGCUGUUUGGCUCCAUCAUCUCUGCUGUGGAUCCUGUUGCUGUGCUCGCUGUCUUUGAAGAGAUUCACAUAAACGAGCUGUUGCACAUCUUGGUGUUUGGCGAAUCACUGCUGAACGAUGCUGUAACAGUGGUACUCUACCAUCUAUUUGAGGAGUUUAUGGACUCUGGUUCAAUGUCGGCAGUGGACGCUAUGCUGGGACUCAUCUCAUUCCUCAUUGUUGCAUUGGGUGGCGUCCUGGUUGGAGCCUUCUAUGGGAUCCUGGCUGCCUUCACGUCUCGUUUCACCUCCCGCACGCGGGUCAUCGAGCCUCUUUUUGUGUUCCUCUACAGCUACAUGGCCUACCUGUCGGCAGAGGUGUUCCACCUUUCGGGCAUUAUGUCCUUAAUAGCAUGUGGAGCAGUGAUGCGACCCUAUGUAGAAGCUAAUAUAUCCCACAAGUCCCACACCACUAUUAAGUACUUCCUCAAAAUGUGGAGCAGUGUCAGUGAGACAUUGAUCUUCAUCUUUCUGGGUGUGGCCACAGUGGAAGGAGAACACCAAUGGGACUGGAUCUUCAUCACAGCGACUCUCAUCUUGUGUCUGGUUGCACGAGUCAUAGGCGUGGUUGGUCUUACGUUUAUAAUUAACCAUUUCCGGAUCGUCAAGCUGACCACCAAAGAUCAGUUCAUUAUAGCCUAUGGUGGACUGCGAGGUGCCAUUGCUUUUUCCCUGGGCUUCAUUCUGCACUCGGAUCACAAGAAGAUCUUCCUGACUGCCAUCAUCACUGUUAUUUUCUUCACUGUCUUUGUUCAGGGUAUGACCAUUAAACCCCUGGUGGAGCUGUUGGCAGUGAAGAAGAAACAGGAGACAAAGCGCUCUAUUAAUGAGGAGAUCCAUACCCGGUUCCUUGACCACCUGCUGACUGGGAUUGAGGAUGUCUGUGGACACUAUGGACAUCACCACUGGAAAAACAAGCUGAACCGCUUUAACAAGAGAUAUGUGAAGAAGAUGCUGAUCGCAGGCGAUCGCUACAGAGAACCACAGCUAAUUGCCUUCUACCACAAACUGGAGAUGAAGCAAGCUAUUCAGAUGGUGGAGAGCGGAGGGGGAUCUAAGCUCAACUCUUCCUUCCCUUCCACUGUUUCCAUGCAGAACCUUCAGCCCAAGGUCCAGUCUCCUACUUCUGCUCAGCCUGCAGAAAGAGCACUUCCACAGCUGACCAAAGGUCGAGAGGAAGAGAUCAGACAAAUCCUCAGGACCAACCUUCAGAAGACACGACAGAGGUUGCAAUCCUACAACAGGCAUACUCUGGUGGUUGAUCCUGAUGAGGAGGGAUUUGAUAACUUAAUCUUAAAAAAGAGGAGGAUGAUGGAAAUGGACUAUAAGUUAAAAAAGAUGACCAACUACCUGUCUGUCCCUCGUCCUCAAGGCUCCCCAACUAUGAGCAGAGCCAGAAUGGCUUCAGGCAGAAAUACUGAUUUCAUACCUCCUCAGCAGCAAAAAGGAAACAAACAGUCAUCAGAUUCACAGGCUUAUGUAAAGCCAGGUGCAAAAGGCGUGCCCACCAUCCAGAUUGACCUGGCAUCUCCACAGUCUCCAGAGUCUGUCAGGCUGUUGAAUGAGGUCAGACAGGACCAAGGCCUGACGAUGAGCCUUCCUUCAAGUUCAAGCAGAGCUUACAAAACUGGUGGGAAAGAUGACAGCAGAGAUCAGAAACUGUUAAGGUGCCUGAGCGACCCAGGGCCCAGUGCGGAUGAGGACGAGGAUGACGAUGAGGAUGAGCCCAUCCCAACUUAAGAUCUUCUCGUAGAGAAGAGCUGCUGCUCUGGUUGGAAUUUUCUCAAAAUGACAACAAAAAACAGAAAUGCAUAUGCUGGAAGAACUAGUGAUGAAUAACAAGAGAACAAGCCCGAGGGGAAAAAGAGCCAUUACCUUAUUAUUGUCAUUGCUCUUUAUUUUGUUGACAGUUGUAUAAAUUUACUGCUGCAACUAAAAUCUGGGAGAAGUCGGAUUCCAUGACUGACGAUCUGAGACGUUCAGGAAAGAACUAUGCAUUACCAAAGCUUUGGACUGUUUUAGUGUCAGACAAUGUUAUUUUUAUCUUAUGGCAUUAAUGUUAAGUCCUUGAGACAUUCAGGGCCUCUUGUCCUGAACAUAAUCAGUAAAAAUAAAUGUAAAUUUUUCACUUUCCUUGUCAAGCUUUGCACUUUAGAUUUUAGUUUACACUAUCAGUCUGUCUGCUGGAUUCAAACACAUAGAUGUAGCUGUUUGAGACGUUUGGCCUUUUAUCACAGAAACUUAUUUUCUUUGCCUUAUUUAAAAUGACAUAUCUUUUUUUUAUUUUAAUUUCACCAUUAACUGUUUGAAAUCAUAUUGCAGUGUGGAUUCGAAGCAGGGUGUAUGUUUACUCUGCAGUACACUGAGUUAAAGAACGAUACAUCUAACGACUGCAGCCUUUUUCUACAACUACGCCGUUAAUUAUAUGAAACUAUCUCUAUCGCAGGAGGUUUGUGAGUUUUGAUCCUUAGGAACUGAGUUUGUCUGGAAGUUGGAGAAUAUUUUGAGCUAACACAUCAUACUUAAAAUAAUUUUUAUCUACAAAUAUUUACCUCAGUUGUAAGAACCUCUUUCAGGUCUGGAUAAAAGUUGUUAAAGCAAUUUUUCCCCUCAUACUUUAAUAGCCAAGUGCCCAGUAGCAACCAUUUUCUAAUGUCACAUAUUUCAAACUGUUUUUUUUUGUUUUUUUUUUUAAGUGUGUACAGCCGCCUAUUCAUGUCUUAUAACCUUCUGAAUCACUGACUGUCUGCAUGCCAUUGGAAAAAAUGUAAAUCUAUGCAGAAUAGAUGUUUAAAAUACAGUGAUUAAUGAUAAUAUCCUCUUUCUAUACCUGUUAAAAGUGGUUUAGCUUCUCUAUUCAUGCAAAAAUAUUGCUAAAAAAUUAAACUUGGGCAUUAUAGAAAACAGUGAAUGAUAAAAUAAAUUCACCUGAACUUUUGUACAGCCUAGCUACUAACUUGUUUAUCAGCUAUUCCUGUUCGAUAAAACUCAAAUCGUGUUAACCUAACUACAUCAUCGUUGUUUACCUGUACAGAAACAGAAAUGUCACAUUUCCACAUAAUUUUACAAUAUUUAAUGAGGUUUUCCAACUGUUAGUUUACAUUUUUAUAUAACAUCAGUUUGUUGGAGCACAUAAUUGUGCUCUGUAAACUUAACAAAACCUAAAUAUCAAACAACUGAAUUAAUUUUGUUUUUAUAGUCCUUCUUCUAAUUAUAAAACUUAUUUGCUGGUUUAUGCUGUAUUACUAGGAUAAAGAUGGAAAGAAAUAAAAAUUAUUGAUAAAAUAUUUAUAUUUUUUGUCAAGUAAACUUGACAAAUAUAUUAAAAUCUUAUUAAUUGUGGUAUCCUCACAAUGUUUUCACUUCCCGGUUUUUUAUAGUUUAUGCAGGAUAUAUAAUAUAGCACUAAAGCUAAAACUAAAUUCAUUUAAAAAUAAAUUAAAAAAAUAUAUAUAUAUUUUGUCCUACUUCAUGAGACAUCAACUGGUCUCAUGUAAUAGGACUUAGAAAGAUUUGAUGUUACUGUCCCCACAAGUUUCACCCAAUAUAAGAGAAGAACUUUACAUUAUUGACCAAAGUUUGCAUUUAAAUUAGAGAAAGAUUUCCAGUGAUCGUUGUGUGGGACUAUAAUUUACCUGUUUGCUCUUUUUUCUGCUUGAAAUAAUACAUUUGAUGUCACCCUGAACGCUUGUCAUCGAGUUCAGUGGAUGAAGGGUGCUUGGUAUUUUGACUUUAACAAUGAUUUUGAGUCACAGAUUUCUGCUUUCAGUCAUCUGUGUAGAAAUGCCAGAGUAAUAUGUUUUGUUUUAAUGUCCUACAGCAUUAGUGUUCUGAUUCUUAUGUCAAAACAACCACAACCUCCUAGAAAUGUGGAUCAUUAACAGACUUUAAAUGUAAAAGAGGAAAAUGGCAUUGCUCUGUCCUGCAUGUUUACAAUGCCCCUUCAAAAAAGAUGGUGUCAGAUUAAUUAAUCUGACCCAAUGUUUUUGUCAGAUUAAUGAAUCUGACAACAUGUAGUAGCUGAUAGGGAUUUUUUUUUCUCCAAGUUUUGUUUCAGAUUUGUUUCCUCAUAAAACUUUGAGAAAAGUUUUGUGAGGAAUGAAGCAGCCAUUUUUUGUUCUUCUGACUCAAAUACACCUAAGGUUGAAGUCUGUCUUUUAAUCUGACCUACACAUGGAUGUCUGUUGAGAGUUUUAGCGGACCCUAGAGGAGAGUAAAAUUUGCUUCACACAGGCUUCGUAAAUCAGACAGUUUGUUUUUUGAGGUGUUUGUGAUAACCUAAUCUUUACUGGUUUGUAAACCAGAAACCUCCUUUUGGUAAGAGAAAAUUCGAAGACUCUUGUUUGCUUAAUUAACGUGCCCCUCAGCUUUACUUCAGCUUGCUGUGGAUACUAUAGCACUAUAAAUUGGUGGGAAUUCUGUAUGUUGUUGCACUGAGCAAAUUUGCAAUGAUGCUGCACUAUAAUCUUGAUAUAUUUUGUUAUGACAUUAUCCCUGUGCAGACUUAACAAAUUCAGGUAGUUGCAAUAAAAAUGUGAGGGUGAAAAUUAUCGGAAAAUAUAUGGAAACAAUUGCAACGAACCCUGUAUGGCUCAAAACAAAUUAACAUGCUUUUCUCUUGUUCCUUAGAGGGCUUUUCAGGCAGAACUGAAUUUAUUGCUGUUUUUAAAUGUUACAGCCUCUCAAAAUCAGUUUAUUCAUCAUUGAACCUUUCUGAUGAGUUUCUUUUUGUUCAUGUUUACAGACUUUAAUUUACGGCAAGACAUAUUACACAACCAUAUACAGAAUAUAUUCCAUAAAAUCAUAUUAUGAUUUUAAGUAUAUUCAGCUGUUUGAAUUAAAGCUGAUAAUCUAUGAAUGUGGUUAUAUUGUUAUAUGGAAGGGAACUAAGACUUGUAUGUUAAGAUUCCAUUUAUAGAACGAAAUGUUCAUGAUUAAUUUAAAUGAUUCCAAAGACUUUUGUUUUAAACAAAAAAGAAAGGUACACUAUUUUCAUACUUUUGUGUUUCAUACCAAAUACAUAUUUUAGGCAAACAUUCUCAAAUAUUUUACAGAGUAAUGUUUGGUGCAAAAAUCCUUUAUUCUGAAGCCAUAAAGUCUGUGUUAGAGUAUAUUUGACUGUGUUCAUAAGCAGUAUCACUUCUUGCUUUGGUUAAGCUAAAUGUAAACCAAAUAUGUCUGCUUAUCUAUGAUAUGAUCUCUUCCUGUUGCUGAUGUAAACACUGGAUGUUCUACUGUGGCGAAUUGUUUCAACUUGUUGCAUUCGUCAUCUCUGCCUGAAUGGCAAAGCAACACCAGCAUUCACCUGAGCUUCUCUGUUCUUGCUUAUGCGUCUGCCUUCACGCUCUUCAUGUUUUACAUGUUCAAGUGCUUCAUUAGGAAACGUUUGUUUUUCACCAUAUGAUGUCAACGUUUUCUGCUUUUAUAAAUAUGUGUGCAAUGCAUUGAUUUCAUGUACAAGAAGCUUCACCUUUACUGUGACUUUGUCAUUCUAUGUUUACUUGAAUGGUGAACUUUAGCCUUUGUUUUAAAAAGAGAGUGCUGAAAAAAAAAGAUUAACUCAGCUCACUGUUAGAGUUUUUUGCUGAAUCACAAUUUUCCUGAAGAUAAACUGCUUUCUUGGGUAAAGUGAGUACAAUCAGACCCACAGUCUAAGCAAUAACUGUCUUUAAGGCAAGGUCACUUUCUGCAUGUGACCUUUUGUGGAGAUUUGUUCACUCAUUAUUAUACUUUUUUAUAUUCCAUGCUGUGGAAAACAAAUUUGUUCAGGCUUUUUUGUCAGAAAAGUAUUUAAGGUCAUCAAGCAAAUUCUCUAUCACUCAAAGCUGACUUGUUACAAAAUUCAGGUUCAAUCUGGAGAGACUCAGACGCAGAAAGAAAGCGAUUAGAAAAGUUUAUUGACAUGCAUGAAUUAAGUCUUUGGUGCGUGGGCCCCAGCUAAGGACAUUGAGCUGUGAUUGCGAUAAGCUCAGAUGAGCAUUCCUCAUGCUGAUAGGAAUGUCAUCCCCCGGGACCCGAUACUGAUGGUGGAGGUCGGUAAAUGAAGUAUGCCUGGAGAGCCAGGACAGAAGGGGUGGAGGUGGGUUGAGCGCAGCAGCAAAGUGGAAGACGCCUUGGAUGGACGUCCUUAUCAACUGGGGCAUGGUCGGUGAUUGGCUGUGACAUGGCUUGGUCCAGCGAUGAUAGGUCGUUGUUUAGUGGGAUGCGCCGAUUAGAUGAUGCAGGUGGGGCUAAAGAGUCUUCCAGUUUGAAUUUAUGCCUAGGCUUCAUUUUUGAAAUAGUAGUUAAACAAUCUAAACCAACUUAGGAGAAAAAAAACUGGCAAUUUUUUGCAUCACUGUGUAGGAAUUUUAGCCCAAUCCAUUGCCUCCACAUUGAAAAGUUUUCAACCAGGAAGCUUUCAACUGUUUAAGAUCAUGUCACAACAUCUCAAUCAGAUUUAAGUCUGGACAUGGACUAAACCACUUCCAGAAAAAAAAAGAAGAAAAAUUGAGCAAUUAUUAAGCAGACAUCUUAGUUUGCUUUGGAUCAUUGUUCCACCAGCCCUUCAGCUAAAAGUCUGAAGUUCAUGGCCAGACAACCAGCAAAGCAGGUUUUUAUCACCACCAUGUUUGACGAUGUUCUUGUGAAAUUCUGUUAAUUUAAUGCCAGAUAUAGAGUAAUGUAACCUGCAGUAACACCAUUUUCAAAGAGUAAACUUGGUAUUGAAAACCUUUUUCAGUUUUUUUGCUUGAAAGCAUUUCAUCACCACGAGCCAAAUGCAUUCAAUCAACAACUUUUUGAUUCACAUUACAGAUUAUUACUGCAGAUAUAACAGAGAUAAUUCACUGUGUAAUCCACUCUUGUAUGUCAUCAUCAUAACAAUUUUUGUAUUGUUAUUACUUUACCAUCCAGGGAUUAUAUUUCUUCCAUGUUUACUUGGACUUUCGACAUUUUUACAGAUCUGAUUCCGCACUAUUUAACACUAUCCAGAGCACUUUACUAUCCCUUGAUUCAGAAACACUGCUGUUGGGGACAGCAAUAACAGACUUUAGUUUACGGUAAAUAUUGUGCAUCAAGCGACACAUUAGUGGGAAAGGAAUGUACUUUAUGAUGGGCCUUAUUACAGGAUGUGAUAACUUUAAAGAAGCUGGGAUGUAAAAUCUUAACAAUUAUGUUAUAACUUGAUGUCAGCCUGGGUGAGAUUUACAUUUUAGUCACAUUUUCUUUCUCUUCAUGCCUUACAUUUUUAUUAGCUGCUGUUUAAUUGAAAUAUUGUAUUGAAUAGAUAUUUUUUAUGGCAAAUCUACAUGAAUAGAAAUAUGUUGUACAUAAAGAAACAAUAUUAUUGGAAAUUCAAUAUUUGAUGUGUAAAUCAGAGUCCGACUAUUUAAUGUGUGCACUUUCUUGUGAGCAUUUCUCAUCUAUUCAUUCUAAUGACCACUAAAUCUAACAACGGUCAUGUAAAGUAUGUCAUAUAUUAUACAUUAAAGUUUAACUUUAUAACAAA